AUGCAAGAUCACAAAAGGUACAAUGAUACUCACUUUCUUUUCCAAAUAAACAGUUACUCUACAAUAGCAUGGACAGCUUCCAUUCACAAGGGAGUCCAAAAGGGAGUUGAGUACAGCUAUCCUGCAUCCAGCAGAGCUGGAAAAGUUUUUGACUUCUUCACCGCCCUGGGGGAGGUGGCGUUUGCCUAUGCCGGACACAAUGUGGUGCUGGAGAUUCAGGCAACUAUUCCAUCAACAAAAGAGAAGCCCUCAAAGAAGCCCAUGUGGAAAGGUGUGCUUGUUGCCUACUUCGUUGUUGCAUUGUGUUACUUCCCCGUUGCUCUUAUAGGCUACAGGAUGUUUGGGAACCAAGUCGAGGACAACAUACUUCUGUCGUUAGAGAAACCUGCAUGGCUCAUAGCAGCAGCUAACAUGUUUGUGGUUAUCCAUGUUAUUGGAAGUUACCAGGUUCAGUUUUCAUUGCUUAUUGAAAUAUUUUCUCUUUUUCAACCACUUCUCGACCAGUAAACAGGAAUUCGAUUUUCUUACAUUGGAUCCCAUUCUCUGCAGAUUUAUGCCAUGCCAGUUUUUGACAUGAUCGAAACUAUGUUAGUAAAAACACUGAGGUUCAAACCAAGCUUUUGGCUUCGUUUCAUCUCACGCAACAUAUACGUAGGUAGUAUUACCAACCAAUCCCACACCCUCUCCCAAACUGAAGUAUUUGCUAGUUUGAAGUUCUCAUAUGUAAAAGUUUUAGCAACCUUAACUCUAAAUGUUUUCCCCAGCAUUUACUAUGUUCAUUGCUAUAACAUUCCCAUUCUUUGGUGGGCUGCUGGGAUUUUUUGGAGGUUUUGCUUUCGCCCCGACAACUUACUUUGUAAGUAAUUCUGAAACUCAGUUGUGAAUACUGCAUAAUUGGCUGAGUCUUCUAUUAUCUCUCUAUUUCAGUUGCCCUGUGUUAUGUGGCUGGCAAUCUAUAAACCUAAAAGAUUCAGCUUAUCUUGGUUCACCAAUUGGGUAAGUAAAGCACGAAGUCUAUAGCACUAAAAGUAGUAUGUCUAAUCAUCUGCUUUAUUUUCAGAUUUGCAUUAUUCUUGGACUUAUGUUGAUGAUACUCUCACCCAUUGGAGGCUUAAGAAAUAUAAUCCUGAAGGCUAAGGACUACGAAUUUUACUCUUAAGCACUUUCACCCCUUUCUCUAGAAUAAGGGUAAGAAUGUAGUAGCAACGAAUUCUGAUGGCUUUAAAACAUGAUUUAUGCACUGAAUGUGGAUAAAUAUGAAUUUUAAAGGGGAAUAUAGCAACCAAGAAAAGAAUUAAAUACCCAGGGUUCAUUUCAAAGUUGUAUUUUCUCCUUAUGAUUAAUAAAUAAGCCGUAUAGAAACCGAAACACUACUAUUAUGUUCCUCAAAAGUAGAAACAAUAAAACUUGAUUAAAAAUAGAAGGACUAAACCUGCACUCAGGAUAUUACGUAGGAUAUGCAAAGGGAAUUACUUCAUUAAUGCUUAGAGUGUAUAUUGUGCAUAAUGUAAAACAUGACAAACACACACACAAAUAGAUAUGCAUUUUACAAGACAAAAUUCUGAAAUGACAUGUUGGUUGUAGAACUAAUUGACCUCAGUAGGAAACAAUAACAACAACAACAACAUAUUAAAAACUUAGAUUUAAAAAAAAGGUGAAUCAAAAGAAUAAAGGUAAACCAACUCUCCACCAAGAAAAAGAAAGAUUCUCCUAAAAACCAUCAAACAAGAAUUUUUAAUCACUUGUAAUAAUUUAAGUUUGGUUACUCGCUCAUUCACAGGCCCUAUACAUCUAUUUCUUAUUUUCACCAGCAAGAAAAAUCAAAAUGCAUUAAAAACAUACAAGAGAAUAGAGCGCAUAAAACGGUGGAGGCAUAAGAUCAAACACCUUAGCUGCAAUGUCCACAUCCGAGCUCAUCGCGCUGGCCAUUAUAGUGGGCGAUGAAGAUGAGAUAGUGGAGAAUAGGCAAUGUAAUCCAAGACGAGAUUUUGCAAACGAGGAAAUUUGCCAUUUCCAGAGACAUUUUUUAUCGUUGCAAAUUUGAAAUAACAGUACUCCG
Messenger RNA from Salvia splendens (bonfire salvia), 2059 nucleotides. RefSeq names its product lysine histidine transporter 1-like. Bases 1 to 507 code for a protein of 168 amino acids. NCBI's taxonomy places the organism in Eukaryota, Viridiplantae, Streptophyta, Magnoliopsida, Lamiales, Lamiaceae. The transcript has a single exon. The record is from RefSeq and is a predicted model, not a curated record.